Torulaspora delbrueckii is the source of this 1356-nucleotide messenger RNA. It is a transcript of the gene BNA5, whose product is annotated as kynureninase. Gene Ontology annotation, cellular component: cytoplasm. Lineage: Eukaryota; Fungi; Ascomycota; Saccharomycetes; Saccharomycetales; Saccharomycetaceae. Gene Ontology annotation, biological process: NAD+ biosynthetic process. The transcript has a single exon. The coding region runs from base 1 to 1356 and encodes 451 amino acids. Gene Ontology annotation, molecular function: kynureninase activity; pyridoxal phosphate binding. The record is from RefSeq and is a predicted model, not a curated record.
AUGGAAUUGGCAGUUCAAUUGGAUGGAAAGUAUGGCGAAACGUUGAGAGGGGAGUUUUGCGUUCCAACUAUGAGGUCAAUGGGGCUUGAAAGCGACGAUUUGGACCAAGAAGUGAUGUACCUUUGUGGGAACUCAUUGGGUUUGAUGCCAAGGAAGACGAGGUCUGCUGUUACGAAAGAGUUGGAUGCUUGGUCUAUGCGCGGUGUUGAAGCGCAUUUUAGACACCCGGGCGUCGCUGAGGACUGUACUUCGUGGGUUGAUGUGGAUUUACCAGUUUUGCCGUUAUUGGAGCCUAUAGUGGGAGCUCAAACCGGUGAGGUUGCAGUGAUGAACAGUUUGACAGCCAAUUUGAAUAGUCUAUUAGUGGCUUUUUACAGGCCAGAAGGGAAACGUGCAAAAAUAUUGUUUGAGAAGGCUGCUUUCCCCUCAGAUUACUACGCUUUUUAUGCACAGUGUGAGUUGCAUGGCCUUGAUCCUACAGAAACGUUGAUCCAGGUGGAACCUCGAGAUGGUGAAACGUCUAUUAAAACACAGGAUGUGCUCGAUACGAUUGAGCGGUACAAAGACGAGCUGGCGCUUGUGUGUCUGCCCGGGAUUCAGUACUACUCGGGACAAUUGUUCGAAAUGGAGGCUAUAACGAAAUUCGCCCACCAGUAUCCUGGGAUUGUGGUCGGUUGGGACUUGGCGCACGCCGUAGGGAACGUAGAACUGCAAUUGCACGAUUGGGGGGUGGAUUUCGCAUGUUGGUGUUCCUACAAGUAUUUGAAUGCUGGUCCCGGUGCCAUUGGUGGACUCUUUGUCCAUUCAAAACAUGCCGGAAGCUCUGAAAAGUACUUACCACGUCUUUCUGGUUGGUGGGGCAAUAACGCUGCUCGCAGAUUUCAAAUGCUCGAAAAAUGGGAACCUAUUCCAGGUGCUCUUGGGUUCAGGCAAUCGAAUCCUAGUGUUUUAGACGUUGUAGCGCUUCGCAGCUCACUCGAGCUAUUUGCCAAGUACGGUGGUAUGAGCAAAAUACGUGCCAGAUCUCUCAAACUUACGGGAUACCUCCUCAAGUCAUUAAAGCAAUCGCCUUUUUACACAGACGACCACUCUAAAAUUGGCUUUAAUGUUAUCACACCAGUGGACCGCGACUCAGACCACGGCUCACAGCUAUCCUUAAGAUUCUAUCCACUUGACAGCGACACCAUGGGGCAAGUUUCAAGCUACGCAAAUAAGAGAGGACUGAUCGGUGACGAACGCAGACCCAAUGUGAUGCGUCUCGCUCCAGCACCACUUUACAACACCUUUCAGGACGUAUUCGGAGCCGUUCAAUUGCUCAACGAGGCAUUGACAGCCAUCACUAAAAGAAAACGAUAA